This is a messenger RNA of Priapulus caudatus, 2643 nucleotides long. RefSeq names its product 52 kDa repressor of the inhibitor of the protein kinase-like. The transcript has a single exon. Gene Ontology annotation, molecular function: protein dimerization activity. The record is from RefSeq and is a predicted model, not a curated record. NCBI's taxonomy places the organism in Eukaryota, Metazoa, Priapulida, Priapulimorpha, Priapulimorphida, Priapulidae. The coding region runs from base 1 to 2643 and encodes 880 amino acids.
AUGAGUUUUUUCACCAAGAGACCAAGAGCCACUGAAGAUCAUGCUUCAACGUCCGAUGAUCCUGUUCGUUUACAGCCGACGCCGAGUACGUCGCAGUUAACAGCUGAUGUUCCCAUCCCUACAACUAGGCCUACUUCUAGUGGUGAUGAGCAGGUUCCCUUGACGGCUGCUGGUGAUGAGCAGGUUCCAGUGACGACUCCAACUGCUGGUGAGCAGGUUCCCUUGACGACUGCUGAUGAUGAGCGGGUUCCAAUGACGACUCCAACUGCUGGUGAGCAGGUUCCCUUGACGACUGCUGAUGAUGAGCAGGUUCCAGUGACGACUGCUGCUCAGCAGGUUGGUGAUAAGCAGAUUCCGGAUAAUGAUGUAGGAAAGUUUCAGAGGUCAGAACUAUGUAACGAUGACAAACUAAAGUUAAUGAAAAAUCAUUUCCGACCUGGUAACAAGUUCGACUUCCCCGUGAGGCAACAUAAGUGUAAAACCUUGAAGUUCAAAUUAUGUUGGCUUGAUGAUUUUCCAUGGCUUGUUUAUUCCAAAGUCAAGAAUGGUGGAUACUGUCUACCAUGUGUACUCUUUGCAACCAAGCCAGAGGGUAGAGGCUGUGAGUUUGGUGUUCUCAUCAAAAAGUCAUUUAUUGAUUUCCGCAAGGCUCUCGGCAAAAAGGACGGAAUUUUGCCCAAUCACGAAACCAACGCUUUCCACAAACUGGCAGUUGCAGCUUUUGCUGAAAGGAAGCACGUUGAAGAGAACCCUGCCGUUCGAAUUGAUAUCCAACUAGAAAAACUUAAACAAAAUAGGUAUAGCAGUAAUAAAGCCGCACUUGGUAGUAUUAUAGAAUGCAUUAUAUACUUGGGACGCCAAGGGUUAGCCUUUCGUGGUCACCGUGAUACUUCCACCGCUGAUCCCGAUACCAACAAGGGGAACCUUCAAGAACUUGUCCAAUUUCGUGCCAAAACAGAUGAUAUCCUAAGAAGUUUCAUUAAGUCCUGCCCGAAAAAUGCCACAUAUGUUUCUAAUACGACUCAGAACGAGGUGUUGGAGAUAUUGGGUGAUGUCAUUCGGGAAUCGCUCACAGCUAACAUAACUGAGGAACGUUGCCCAUUUUUCAGCAUUAUUGCAGAUGAACUUACUGAUGACAUUGCCAACAAGCAUAUCCUGUCUCUUUGCAUACGGUUUCUAGAAUACGUGGAUGGGAAGGUUUCAGACAUUCAAGAAGGACUAUUAGAUUUUUCCUAUACCGAACGGGGAACAGCAGCACACCUAGUAAAAAUGCUUCGUUCAAAACUUGUUGACUGUGGACUUAACCAUUUAAAUGUGCACAGACAGUCAUAUAAUACCACAUCUUGCAUGUCUUCGGACAAUCAGGGAGUUCAGGGCAUAUUCCGCAGGGAAGUCCCAAGAGCAGUUUAUACGCCAUGCAACAGUCAUAAGUUGAACUUGGUUAUUGCGUCAGCUUCAAAAUUGCCCCAGAUUCGCAACUGCGUAACAGCUGUUAACGAUGCGUUCUUGUUUUUUAAUUUGUCCCACAAACGCCAGGGAUUUUUCGAGAAAGUCAUGAUGAUUCUUCAUACCAAGGAAGGUCAGAAUCUUCAACGACAGAAAAAACUUAAAGGUCUGUGUAAGACAAGAUGGGUGGAAAGGUUUGAGGCCUUUGACAAUUUCAUUGACAUGGCCCCAUUGUUCAUGACCACGUGCGACAUUAUUGUCAACCCUCAUCUUUACGGAAACGAUGCAGAGAUCAGUGCCCUAAUCGAAGAGAAAUGGAGCUGGGAUAGAGAAACGAAGACAAAGGCUCAAGGCAUACUUGCAAACUUCAGGGAAUUCGAGACCAUUGUAUCACUCAUUGUUUUGAGGAACGUUUUGGCACCACUAAGGGAAAUUACAAUCAAGUUGCAGCAGCGAGAUCUUGACGUCCGGACCGCGUAUUCGUUGCUAUCGUCCGUAAAGGAAGAUGUGGGUAGAAUGAGAGCAGAAGUUGAUGACAGAUUCGAUGGGUGGUAUGUAGAGAUAAAGAAAAUCGCUGGACAACUCGAGGCAGAGGAACGAACGCGUCGCCGGGCGAUAUCAAAUGCCUUCAGAGCAACACACCCAGCUGAUGAUCCGAAGGAGUAUUUCAAACGGGCGAUAGUGAUACCUUUCAUCGAUGAUGUCAAUACCCAACUAGCUGAUCGAUUCUCUGAUCAAUCCGUCUCCGUUGUUUCAGGAUUUAUGUCCUUGAUACCGUCAGUCAUAGCGAAGAUGGACGUGAAGGAGAUCCCAACAGUUGUGGACAAACUUUCUGACUAUGAGCCGGAUAUUGAUCGUCUUGCUAGUUUACAGACUGAGCUAGAGAUCUGGCGUGGCAGGUGGAUAGAUUCGGAAAACACACCAGAUUCUCUCCUCACUUCACUUAAAUGUUGCCCGAAGGACCUGUUUCCAAAUCUUCAUACUUUACUCCAACUUGGUUGUUUGAUACCAGUCACCAGCUGUGAAGCGGAACGAUCAUUUUCUGCUGUUCGUCGCAUCAAGACGACUUUGCGAUCAACAAUGAGAGAGGAACGCCUGAGUGCCCUAGUGUUACUCAAUACAUACAGAAGAGUAAACAUCAACGUUGAAGACAUUGUAAAACGGUUUAUUCUCGAGGCAACGCAGAAUUUGUUUUAA